Messenger RNA from Hemibagrus wyckioides, 1395 nucleotides. RefSeq names its product zinc finger, C4H2 domain containing (gene zc4h2). Lineage: Eukaryota; Metazoa; Chordata; Actinopteri; Siluriformes; Bagridae. The transcript is spliced from 5 exons. The coding region runs from base 144 to 821 and encodes 225 amino acids. The record is from RefSeq and is a predicted model, not a curated record. Gene Ontology annotation, cellular component: nucleus. Gene Ontology annotation, biological process: positive regulation of neuron differentiation.
GUGUGAGAUCUCGGCUGUUGUAGUCCUCAGCGCUUUAGCGUCUCGUGCUCUCGUUGUUAUGAGUCGAACGCGGUGACUAUAAUAAAUCUCUCUUUAAAAUCGUUCCGUAAGCAAUAAAAAUAUAACUUGAUUUAAAAGUGAAAAUGGCGGACGAGCAGGAGAUCAUGAGCAAGCUGGAGAACAUCAGAGAGAUCCGUAAUAAGACGGUGCAGAUGGAGAAGCUGAAGGCUCGUCUCCGCUCCGAGUUUGCCACGCUGGAGUCUGAGGAGAAACACCUGCGAGAGUACAAACAGGAAAUGGAGCUGCUGCUACAGGAGAAGAUGGCACACGUCGAGGAGCUCCGCCUCAUCCACGCCGACAUCAACGUGAUGGAGAACACUAUAAAGCAGUCGGAGUGUGAUCUGAACAAACUGUUGGACUCGACCCGGCGGCUGCAUGAUGAGUACAAACCGCUGAAGGAGCACAUCGACACACUGAGAGCCACGCUCGGCCUGCAGAGACUCCCGGAACUCAGCCGAGAGGAGGAGCGACUCUCCCUCGAUUACUUUGAGAAGCAGAAAGCCGAGUGGCAGACAGAACCCCCAGAGCCUCCAAUCCCAGAAUCCUUAGCGGCAGCGGCAGCCACCGCCCAACAGCUCCAGGCAGCAAGGAAACAAGACGCACGACAACCAGCAACCACUUUCCGUCAACAGCCGCCGCCCAUGAAGGCAUGUCUGUCAUGUCAUCAGCAGAUCCACCGCAACGCCCCGAUCUGCCCUCUGUGUAAAGCCAAGAGCCGUUCACGCAACCCUAAAAAACCCAAGAGGAAACCCGACGAGUAACACACACACACACACAUAUAUACACUAUAGAAAUAUUCACACACACACGUACACACUAUAGAAAUAUUCAGACACACACAUACACACACACACACACAUUAUACAAAUAAACACACACAUUAUACAAAUAAACACACACACACACACACACUAUACAAAUAAACACACACACACUAUACAAAUAAACACACACACACACACUAUACAAAUAAACACACACACACUAUACAAAUAAACACACACACACUAUACAAAUAAACACACACACAUAUAUGUACAAUAUAGAAAUAUUCACACACACACACUAUACAAAUAAAUACACACACACACUAUACAAAUAAACACACACACACACACACUAUACAAAUAAAUACACACACACACUAUAAGUACACUGUUGAUUGCCUCACUUUCACUCUGUAUGUUUCUUCUUUGUAUGAUUAUUGUUAUUAUUAUAAUAAUAAUAAUUAUUAUUAGAUGAGGUGUGUGUGUGUGUGUGUAGAGAUGUGUUCAAAGCGAGAAUGUUUUAGCUAAUAAUGUUUUGUUUUUAAUAAAUGUGUUUCUUUAAUAAUGU